Messenger RNA from Aspergillus pseudonomiae, 1038 nucleotides. RefSeq lists its product as uncharacterized. NCBI's taxonomy places the organism in Eukaryota, Fungi, Ascomycota, Eurotiomycetes, Eurotiales, Aspergillaceae. Bases 1 to 1038 code for a protein of 345 amino acids. The record is from RefSeq and is a predicted model, not a curated record. The transcript is spliced from 3 exons.
AUGCCCUCAGCAGUUGCAGUCGCCAACACGACUCUCGCGCAAACUUUCAAGAAACAUGUAGUCGUGGGACCAGCCAACAAGAAGUACACACCGGCCACUAAGAAGCUACCAGAAUCACUCGUGCUGUCAGCCCGGAAUGUUGAGAAACAGGAAUUUGACCCGGCUCGCCACCUAAACAUCAUCCCCCCGAAGAAGAUUUUGAGGAUGGCAGACAUUGGGCUCGAGGGUGUUGGUAUCUCUGAUACUGCAGUCUCUGAGCCAUUCAGCCUAUGGACUGAAGAUGCCGUCAAGCAGAUGAGAGCAGAGAUAUUCAGCGAGGCGAUGCUCGAGAAUUGCCAGGUUUCUUCCAGCUUCGCAUCAAACAUGGUUAGAGGUUAUAAUGCAACACUCGCUCCGUUUAUCCACAAAGCCUAUUAUUGCCCGGAGCUUCUUGAAGCCGUCUCAGCUAUUGCUGGGAUUGACUUAGUUCCCGCAUUCGAUUACGAGAUUGGCCAUUGCAACAUCUCUUUCAACGAGAAGAAGCCCACACAAGCUGAACUUGAGAAGAUGAGUGAAGAUGGAGAUAGCGAAGCUUUCGCAUGGCACAGGGACAGUUUUCCCUUUGUUUGUGUGACUAUGCUGUCGGAUUGUAGAGACAUGAUCGGUGGGGAGACGGUUAUUCGUACGGGCGAUGGAAGCACCAUGAAAACGCGCGGGCCCACUAUGGGCCGCUACAUCGAACACAUGGCGCUGAAAUCGUUUGGCGGCGGGGAGCGCAUUUCCAUUAUUACACCUUUUCGGCCCAAGUCACCAUUCGUGAGAGAUGACACUGUUCUUACAACUGUUCGUUGUAUCAGCCGCCAAGAUGAGCUGUACCAUGAUUAUGCCGAGUACAGAAUGCGCAACUUGAAAGCUCGCGUCGACCGACAACUUGAGCUGAUUCAGAAGGGUCGGCAUCAGGGGGGACGCUUUGAUAUUGAGGGUGCCAGAGCUUGGCUCAGCGAGCAACAGGAGUACAUCGAGUCCAUGUUGACAGAGAUGUUCGACUAUGAGAAUUAG